CCAGAACUCAUACAUUUUACGUGGCUCCCAAAAAUGAAGUGAGUCAAAAGUGGAAAUAUGAUGCCUUUUUGAGUUUUAGAGGAGAUGACACCCGCAAAAACUUUGUUGCCCAUCUUUAUAAACGUCUCCAAGACAUAGGAAUCAAUGUAUUCAAAGAUGAUGUGAAACUUGAAAGAGGAAAGUUCAUUUCAACUGAACUCUUGAAAGCCAUUAAUGAAUCAAGAACUGCCAUUAUUAUCUUCUCCGAGGACUAUGCUUCAUCCACUUGGUGCUUGGAGGAACUCACAAUGAUUAUGGAUUGUGUUGACAAGAAGGAACAGAAAGUAUAUCCCGUCUUCUAUAACGUCGAGCCAUCAGAUAUACGCAUGAAAGCUGAGAGCAGCAGCUUUGCUAAAGCGCUGGAAAAACACAGGGAAGAUUUCAUGGCUAAUUUUGAGAAGUUGGCAACCAAACACGAGGCAGAUCUUGCUCUCAGGAUAAAAGAUGAGACAAAUCACAAGGAUAAUUUGGAGAAGGUGCAGAGGUGGAAAGACGCUCUACAUAGAGCUGCUGGAAUAGCAGGACUGGAUGUUCGUAAAACUGCUAAUGGGAAUGAAGCAGAUUCUAUUGACAAGAUUAUAAAUGAUAACUUCCGAAAUAUGCACCACACCGUUUCAGCAACUGAAAAAUAUCUAGUGGGAAUCGAAUCUCGUGUGGGUGAAGUAGAAUCAUUACUGAAGUUUCGAUCAGGUGAUGUCUGUUUUAUUGGAAUUUGGGGGAUCGGAGGCGUUGGGAAGACAACUGUUGCAAGAAAAUAUUUUGACAAGGUUUCUCAUCAAUUUCAAGGGUCUUGUUUUCUUGCGAAUGUUAGAGAAGAAUCAAAGAAGCAUGGGCUGAUGUACUUGCAAAAGACACUUCUUUCAGGACUCUUAAAAGAAAAAGCAAUGAAUAUAUCAAGUUUUUAUGAAGGAGCCGACAUGAUAAAAACAAAGCUUUGCCGCUGGAAAGUUUUAAUUGUUUUUGAUGAUGUGGAUGAUGAACACCAAUUGGAAUAUUUAGUUGGAAAUCAUGACUGGUUUGGUGAUGGCAGUAUAAUCAUUACAACAACUAGAAACCAAGAUUUACUACGUAGUCAUGACCAGUUAUAUUCUGUUCCUGAAUUGGCUAAAGAUGAGGCUAUUGAAAUUUUUAGUUGGCACGCUUUUCAGAUACCAACUCCUUAUAAAGAGUUUUUGAAACUCUCCAAAUCUGUAGUAGAUUAUGCUAAAGGCUUACCUUUAGCACUUAAGGUCUUGGGUUCUUUUCUCUACAAGCGAGGUAUAACUGAGUGGAGAAGUGCAUUAGAUAGACUCACAGAUACUGGAUAUGAAAAAAUUGUUAAGCAGCUCAGUUUAAGUUUAGACGGUAUGAACCAUGAAGAGAAGAAUAUAUUUCUUGAUAUUGCAUGCUUUUUUCGAGGAAGAAAGAAAGAUGAUGUGAUUACUAUACUGAACAGUUUUGGCUUCCGAUCAGAGAUUGGAACAGAUGUCCUCAUCCAAAAAUCACUCAUAUAUAUUUCUGAAGGAAUGGUUGAGAUGCAUGAUUUGAUUGAACAAAUGGGUCAGCAAGUGGCACGCAAUGUUGAUCAGGACAAGCCAUGGAAUCACAGUAGACUAUGGCAUGAACAAGACAUAAAAACUGUUUUUUCUGCAAAUCAGAGGACAGAGUCAAUUAAAGGCAUAAUGGCACCAAUUGGCUCAGACCGUCAUAUAUGCAAGUGGAGCAAAGAAUUAAAAAACAUGCCUUGUCUAAGGUUACUCAUUGUCAAAGGGGAGGAGGCCUGACAUCAUGACCCUAUUUGUGACCCUAUUGAGUAUCUCCCCAGUAACUUGAAAUGGCUUGAUUGGUCAUACUACAGUUUUGUAUCUUUACCAGAAGAUUUUGAUCCGGGAAAUCUAGUUGGGCUCAUUAUGACUUGUAGUUCUCUUCUUCAA
Molecule: messenger RNA, 1952 nt
Organism: Solanum tuberosum (potato)
Lineage: Eukaryota; Viridiplantae; Streptophyta; Magnoliopsida; Solanales; Solanaceae
Product: TMV resistance protein N-like
Exons: 4
Coding region: 288-1802 (504 amino acids)
Biological process (GO): defense response
Molecular function (GO): ADP binding
Source: RefSeq, a predicted model, not a curated record